Messenger RNA from Olea europaea var. sylvestris, 2509 nucleotides. RefSeq names its product phospholipase D delta-like. Gene Ontology annotation, molecular function: D-type glycerophospholipase activity; calcium ion binding. The record is from RefSeq and is a predicted model, not a curated record. Lineage: Eukaryota; Viridiplantae; Streptophyta; Magnoliopsida; Lamiales; Oleaceae. The transcript has 7 exons. Gene Ontology annotation, biological process: phospholipid catabolic process; phosphatidylcholine metabolic process. Gene Ontology annotation, cellular component: plasma membrane. The coding region runs from base 169 to 2304 and encodes 711 amino acids.
CAAUUAACUCCUCCUUAUCCAUUUAUCGCCUUCAUUUUCAAACCAAAGCCCACUUCCAAAAUUAAACCUUCUUUCUGCUUUUGCGUUGAAGCGAUUUUCUACCGCAAUUGCACUCGAGUUCGAGUUGAUCGAAAAUAGAGUGGAUUUAUUGCGUGUUUUGGCAAAAUUAUGGCGGAGGAUUCUUCCGAACAAGUAAUGUAUUUGCAUGGAGAUUUAGAUUUACACAUAAUUGAGGCGCGUAGCCUGCCGAACAUGGACUUAGUCUCGGAGAGUCUCCGCCGCUUUUUCACUGCCUGCGACGCCUGCCGCACCACUGAUACCAAAGACGGUGGCGGAAGUAGCCAUCACGAAAGGAAACUUCACCACCGCCGGAAAAUUAUCACCAGCGAUCCGUAUGUCACUGUUUUAGUGCCGCAGGCUACACUCGCCCGCACGCGCGUGCUCCCCAAUUCUCAGAAUCCUAGAUGGAAUGAGAGGUUUUACAUUCCGUUAGCUCAUCCCGUGGAGUUUUUAGAGUUCCGUGUUAAGGAUAAUGAUAUGAUUGGAGCGGAUACAAUAGGAAAAGUAACAAUUCCGGCGGAAAAGAUUGCCUCCGGUGAGAUCAUUUCCGGUUGGUUUCCCCUCAUUGCCUCGUCGAGGAAGCCCCCAAAACCCGAUUCGGCGUUGCGACUUGAGAUGAAGUUCACUCCCUGUGAUAAAAGCCCAUUGUACAAUCACGGCAUUGCGGGCGAUCCGGCGUGCAGAGGGGUCAGAAACACUUAUUUUCCACUCCGCAAAGGGUGCGCUGUAACGCUGUACCAGGAUGCGCACAUUAGUGAUGAAGUUAAAAUGCCUGACAUUAAGUUGGAUGAUGGAUGUGUUCGUGAGCACGCUAAAUGUUGGGAGGACUUAUGCUAUGCUAUCUCGGAGGCACACCACCUGAUAUACGUGGUGGGAUGGUCUGUUUUUCAUAAGAUAAAGUUGGUUAGGGAGCCGACCAGACCGUUGCCUCGAGGUGGAGACUUGACACUUGGUGAAUUGUUGAAGUAUAAGUCUCAGGAAGGGGUUCGAGUUCUAUUGUUGAUAUGGGAUGAUAAGACCUCACAUAAUAAGUUCUUGAUUGAUACGGUAUGGAUCGGUAUGAUGCUCUUAGUAAUCCUUACUUCUUUUAUGUUCUUUUCUAGUUUUGAAGAUAGGUGGAUACUUCUUGACUUUAUGGUAAAUAUUGAUUCUUUUGUCACCAAUUACAUAUCUUGCUUGGUCUUGAAAUCCAUUUCAUCUCGAUCCUUUUCUCUUCCACAGAUAUUCCGGUCCAUAGAUUCAGGGUCAGUUAGAGGCUUUCCCAAAUACUAUGAUGUUGCUCACUCUCAGAACCUUGUCUACUCAAAAAAUCUGGUGAUAGACAAAAGCAUUCAAGUGGCAUAUAUUCAGGCGAUAAGAUCUGCUCAGCAUUUUAUCUAUAUUGAGAAUCAAUACUUUCUUGGAUCAUCGUAUGCUUGGCCAGCAUACAAAGAUGCAGGGGCUGAUCAUCUAAUCCCAAUGGAGUUAGCGCUGAAAAUUGCUAGUAAAAUAAGAGCCAAGGAGAGGUUUGCAGUAUAUGUUGUUAUACCAAUGUGGCCUGAGGGCAACCCCAAAGAUAAUGUUAUGCAAGAAAUUCUUUUUUGGCAGGGCCAGACAAUGCAGAUGAUGUAUCAAGUGGUUGCACAGGAGCUCAAGUCUAUGCAAAUUGUGGACUCACACCCUCUUGACUAUUUGAAUUUCUAUUGCCUUGGGAACCGAGAAGAAAUUCCAGACACGAUUGCUCAGUCCUCAGGAGAUGCUGAUAAGGUUUCAGCCUCGCUAAAAUUCAAGCGAUUUAUGAUAUAUGUGCAUGCCAAAGGAAUGUUGGUGGAUGAUGAGUAUGUGAUAGUAGGAUCUGCCAAUAUAAAUCAAAGAUCUAUGGCCGGCACGAAAGACACGGAGAUAGCAAUGGGUGCGUAUCAGCCCCAUCACACUUGGGCAAAGAAGCAGCAGCCUCCACAUGGCCAGGUUUACGGAUAUAGAAUGUCCCUAUGGGCUGAACACCUUGGGAUGGUUGAAAAAUGUUUUGAGGAGCCAGAGACAAUGGAGUGCGUAAAGAGAGUAAACGAGGUUGCUGAAGAUAAUUGGAAGAGGUACACAGCCGAGGAGUUCACAACAUUGGAAGGCCAUCUUCUCAAGUAUCCUAUAGAAGUGGAUGGUAGUGGAAAUGUAAGUCCAUUACCUGGACAUGAGAAUUUCCCAGAUGUCGGGGGUAGAGUACUCGGGGCUCAGUGCCAUGCCAUUCCCGACGUUUUAACAACAUGAUCUUUGCCCAUUGUGUUUCUGUUGAAUUGUUGUGAAAAUGUUAUACUGUUCAGAAGGACAUGUUUGAUAUAGCCUCUGGUUAUUUUACUUAACAGAAAUGUGAAUUAAAUGUAGAGCAGCAGCAAAAAGGAAAAUAAAAAGAAUAAAGAUUUGUAAUUUAACAUGGUUUGUAAUGUUAGAUUGACCAUAAGAAAUGGUUUGCUUC